AUGCACUAUAUCUUGCCAAUUUUAGCAGCUACGUUGGCAGAUGGAAACAAGUUGAUGAAGAUAGAAGGAUUUCAGGGCAGAAAUGUCUCCUUCAAGUGCUCACACAGACUUGCAUGGACGUAUAAUAAAUACUUUUGCAAAGAUCCAUGUGGGAGCGAGAAAGACAGGCUGGCUACUGUAAAAUCUGGUGGAAGAGCAGAGUCCGGGAGGAUAACUCUGGUGGAUUCUGGAGAUGGAUCCUUCACUGUGACCUUGAGUCAUCUCCAGCUGUCAGACUCACAUCAGAAAUAUUGGUGUGGAGUGGACAGGCCUGGUUUGGACACAUACACUCAGAUACAGCUCACAGUAAAGAAAGCUGUUGAAACUGAGACACCUGAUGUUCCUACCACAUGGACAUAUCAGAAUACCAACACAACACAGUUAACAACUGGAACAGACACCAUUAAGCCUACAAAACCUUCAAUGGAAUCAUUCUCCACUAAAGAACAACCUAAAAUCAGCACAGGCACCAUUGUGUAUGCUGCAGUCGGGGGCAUUGCUAUGGCAUGUCUCCUGAUGCUGACAGUAUGCUUCAGGAAGUACAGAAAAACCUCAAAACCUCAACUACAAGUUUGCUUCAACAACACAGAUGUCAGCAGUGCGCAUCAACAAGAGGGAGCAGAGCAUCUUCAGAAGUUACCUGGGCGUUCCUCUAUUCAUACACACCAUCAAAGACUGGAUCCACCAGCAACUGAACCAACAGAAACGACAUCUAGCCUACACCUUCAUAUCUAUGAGAACAUAUCCGUGUCCAAACUUGCUGCAGCUUCAGAACAUCCACCCGCAGAGCAUCAAAAUGACCACGAUAAUAACUCUGGGAUCUACAUAAAUCCUUUGCCAGAUAGCUCCCUGUGA
This is a messenger RNA of Maylandia zebra (zebra mbuna), 894 nucleotides long. The record is from RefSeq and is a predicted model, not a curated record. NCBI's taxonomy places the organism in Eukaryota, Metazoa, Chordata, Actinopteri, Cichliformes, Cichlidae.